Cydia fagiglandana is the source of this 3170-nucleotide messenger RNA. Its product is annotated as von Willebrand factor D and EGF domain-containing protein-like. The transcript is spliced from 4 exons. Lineage: Eukaryota; Metazoa; Arthropoda; Insecta; Lepidoptera; Tortricidae. The record is from RefSeq and is a predicted model, not a curated record. Bases 1 to 1956 code for a protein of 651 amino acids.
AUGUCAGCAUUUCACGAGAGAAGAUAUUAUCAGACUUUAACGUUAUUUUUCAUAUAUUUACAGGCAGAACCGGAGCUAGUGUGCUGCGAUCUCUACAAUUGGGACGACGAUACAGAAGCCUGCGUGCCAGACUGCGAACACGGAUGCAUACACGGAACAUGUGUCGCUCCGAACCACUGCGUGUGCGCACCACCGAUGAUCCUACACAACAGCACCACCCCUAACACCUGCUUACAACCCGUCUGUGAUCAACCUUGUAUUAACGGAAACUGUACAGCUAACAACCAAUGUACCUGCAAUAUAGGCUUCAAACCAAUAGAUUUAUACACCUGUGUUCCUCACUGUACCAACUGUACUAACGGUGAUUGCGUCAGUCCGAAUGUCUGCAACUGUCAUAAAGGGUACACUAAGAAAAAUGGUAAAUGUACGCCUCAGUGCAAAAGUGAUUGUAGAAAUGGAUACUGCUCGGAACCUGAUAAAUGCACUUGUAAUGAUGGAUACGAAUUAAAAGGUGAUAAAUGCGAGCCUAUUUGUGAGACAUCUUGCCAAAAUGGCGACUGUAUAGCACCGAACACUUGUGAAUGUAAACUUGGAUAUGAACCAAAGAAUGGACGUAAAGAAAUAUGCAUACCUAAAUGCAGUAGCGAUUGUAACAAUGGAUAUUGCUCAGAACCUGAUAAAUGCACUUGUAAUGACGGAUACGAAUUACGAGGAAAUAAAUGUCAGCCAGUUUGUAAGAAAACUUGCCAAAAUGGCGAUUGCAUUGCACCGAAUAAGUGUGAAUGUAAAGAAGGAUUUGAAUCUAAGAAUGGACAUAAAGAAAUAUGCGUACCUAAAUGCGGUAGUGGUUGUAGCAAUGGAUACUGCUCAGAACCUGGUAAAUGCACUUGUGAUGAUGGAUACGAAUUACGAGAUAGUAAAUGUCAACCUGUUUGUAAAACACCUUGCCAAAAUGGCGACUGUAUAGAACCCAACAAGUGUAAAUGCAAAGAAGGAUAUGAACCUAAAAAUGGACAUAAAGAAAUAUGCAUAGCUAAAUGCAGUAGCGAUUGUAAACAUGGAUAUUGCUCAGAACCUGGUAAAUGCACUUGUAAUGAUGGAUACGAAUUACGGGGUAAUAAAUGUCAGCCCGUUUGUAAGAAACCUUGCCAAAAUGGCAUCUGUACAGCACCGAAUAUCUGUGAAUGUAAAAAAGGAUAUGUGCCAAAGAAUGGACACAAAGAAAUAUGCAUACCUAAAUGCAGUAACAAUUGUAGCCAUGGAUAUUGCUCAGAACCUGGUAAAUGCACUUGUAAUGAUGGGUACAAAUUAAAUAACAAUAAAUGUGAGCCAGUUUGUACAGAACCGUGCAAAAAUGGAAAUUGUGUAGCGCCAGAUACAUGCAAAUGUUUUAAUGGAUUUGAAAAAGCUGGAGACACCUGCUCGCCUAAAUGUGAUUUGUGUACUAACGGAGUCUGCAAAGCUCCCAACAUGUGUGAAUGCAACAAAGGUUAUGAUCGUACAGAUAAAGGUUGCGUCCCGAUAUGCGAGAAAAUUUGCGUUAAUGGCUUUUGUUCAGCUCCAAAUGAAUGCACCUGCAAUACUGGAUUCACUCAAGAUACAUUAGAUCCUUCAAUCUGUUACGAAAAUUGCGGUCCUGAUAUGGAUUUGAUCAAUGGAACCUGUGUUGUGUCUCUUCCACCAAAUCCGGAAAUGUCGUCAGGAACCACCACGGGGCUGGCGAGUAUGCAGAUGACAUGGAUAGUAGGAGGAGCCGUCCUGCUGCUACUGAUCGUGCUAGUGCUGGUGGUGAUAAGCCGCCUCUACGCUAGGAAAUCACCACAGAAGACACCUGAAGAUGGACCCUACGGCAGCGUAGCGUACACCGUUCCGAACACCUUAUUCCGAAAAGACGAUCUCAUCGAAGAAGAGGAAACGAACGAUACUCUCUUGGACAGAGGAACCAGCGCUGUUUAAUUACUACAUAGAUUUAAAGCCUUAUCAACCUAUUUAUGAGGGCCACAAAGACUGUUUUCCCUUGUAGCCCCGAGCCGCAAGAUGAAUUUGCUUAAAAGUGAUUGGAUGGCAAGGAACUAUACUAUGGUCAUCUGGCGGCCACCUAAAAAGCUGUAAUAAAAGAUCUUGAAAAUGCCAACUGUCGGAAAAACAUGAGUGUAUUACAUAAUCUGACAAAUAAACACACAUUGUUAUUUAAAAAUAUGACAUUUAAAAAUAUGAGGUCAGUUCAUUGGCAGGUAUUUAAUUGUAAAAUGAAGAACUCAACUAAAGACGCAACGAAUAUAAGUAAGUUUUGUUUAGUGGUGAGAUUAUCGUCAAGUAACUUAAGCAAUAUUUUUUGACUAUGAACUAAAUAUGGUUAGUAGAAAAAAUUACCCCAAGGCUGAUAAAUCCUGAUUCAAAGAUUGUAAAAAGUACACUACUGCCAGCCACGUUCAUAUCAUUAUGGAAAAUUACUUUUGUCUAAUCUUACCCCACUUGUCUUGUCCCUAGUUACCCCACUUGAAAUGAAAUAAGGCAAAAUUAAGGUUUACACUUUACUGUUUUGGUUAAUGUUGUAUUUUGGUCUAGUCAAAGAAGUAUCAUCAAUUUCUGUUCACGUCUUCACUAUUAUUAGAUAGGUACCUACUACCAAAAAGAAUAGAUAGUAUAGAGGGGUCCUGUCACUGUCAAUUUUGUAGUCACGGUACAUUUACUGCCAUCUAUCGACACACGAUUAAAACUUAAAACAAAAUUGAAAAUGUAUAAAAUAAUCAAAAUAUCUUUACGGAUAAAUGAUUCUUAAUUUUUAUUGUUUCAUACUGACCCAUGUUCGUUCACUGAUAUGUGUUAAAAUUGUUAAAUAUGAAACGGUGUCGUUACCGCCAUCUAGCCGAGAAUAGGCCAAAGGUAAUGGCGCCAUCUAUUCGAGAGUGACUUUUUCUUGGCCGUCCGAGGCACGUUUUUUUCUUAGACUUUAUUUAUCUUAUACGGAGUUAUAUAUAUCUCUGCCUACUACCAACAAUCCAACGUGUAUAAAACUUCACUAUAGGUAAUCAUCUAUGUUGAAUCAAAAUGAGAAAAAUGGUGUUGAUAGUUUAAAAUAGUUACUUAUGUAAGUAGAUAUUAAUAAUUUAACAAAGGAGACACGAUCUGAAACAGUGAUUAAUAAGAUAAAUAAAAUUUAAUUUUGA